UCUUUUCCUUCUGCUACGUCAAGUGCUACAAGUGGAAGGAAUGUCAAGUUGCGGCCAACCUUCAAAACGAUGCCGCUGUCCCGCCGGCCAACUAAAGCAUCCAUCAAAAAAUCAUUACAAAAACUUCGGUUUCAUAAAGAGCUACCGUCUCGUUCAGUGACCUCUGAUCAUGUCGAGUAUAUAAGUGGGAACGAAUACCAUCCUCCGCCCCUUCGCACUGAAACGACGCUACAGAAGUCUCCACAUGAUUCCGGUAAACGAGAGCUCGUCACUGAUUGCGAUGGACAAGAAUCUUCCGAAGAUUCAGACGAUUCAACCUUGACAUAUGUUGGCUCAAAAUCUUGGAAUAGCGGCGACACUAGUUACGUCCCGAGAACUCUCGCGCACCAACAAGGAGAGAUCUGGAUUCCGCCCGAGCAGGUGUAUCUCAUGCAAAAUGAAAGUGUGUCACCGAGCGCAGAUUUGUGCGAGUCUUGCUCUCAGCUGAAUCUCGAAGCGAUUGCCCGAGGUGAUGGCAGAGCGGGCAAGGACGCAAGAGCUUUCUCCCUGCAGACUCUCGGUACCAUCAACAGAACAUGGUUUCAGCGGACGUGCCGCUUGUGUCGAUUCUUUGCUGACAUCUGGGAGUUGCACAAAUCGUAUUUGCGAGGUGCAUCUUCAUGCCUUGUCUUACUCUCUAGCCUACAUUUGUCCAAAUAUGCAGGAUCUGAUCAAAUCCGUGGUGGACAAUAUCACCGGCCUAUUCUUCUUCUUUCGCAUCCCCAACCUGAACGCAGCUUCGAUGUAGACAGCACUACUCUAGAUAACCUUGAUGUCGUCGGGCCAAUCUUCAUCAAGGGUUGUCAGACCACAGGCAGUAAUAUAUCUGCGCGGGUCAUUGAUGCUCACCGGGUAGACUUUUCAAUUAUCAAAGCUUGGCUCCGGAUUUGUGCUACUCAUCACGGAAGCUCCUGUUGCACUCCUACUGCUUCAAACCUUCACGGCUUGCAACUACUCAAUUGCAAGACCGGAAAACUUGAGCCAUACACUCCUGGAGCGAGAUUCGUAGCGCUGAGCUAUGUUUGGGGAGCAAACGUUGACGAUCAGAGAAACCAAGAUGUCGUCCAAAAUAAGUGCGUCUUUCCACAGACAAUACAAGACGCUUUAACCGUCACAGCGGAGAUCGGGUUUCAGUACCUUUGGGUCGAUCGAUAUUGCAUACCACAGCUGGACGAGCAAGCCAAGCACCUGCAGAUAGCCAGUAUGGAUCUGAUAUACAACCGCGCCACAUUGACCAUAAUUGCAGCAUGCGGACAGGACUCCAGCUCUGGUCUUCCAGGUAUUAGCCGAUGCAGAGUUACUCAGCCCAAUGUUACCGUUGGUGACUAUCAUCUAAUAUCUGGCCUUUCAAGUCCGGUUGUGGAUGUGAGGAACUCAACGUGGAUGGGCCGAGGCUGGACGUACCAGGAGGCACUGCUUUCCAAGAGAAGACUGAUAUUCACCGAGAAGCAAGUGUACUUUGAAUGUGAGAAAAGCACGUUUAUGGAGACGCUCACUGAGCCCGAAGAUAGCAUGUCUACGUUUCCAGAUGAAUCUCUCGAGCCCAAAGCAUUGUACGAUCACAUCGGCGUCCGUGUGCAUGUACGACAUCGGCUCUUCCCAUCUGAUUUUCUAGGCCAGAUAGAGGAGUCUCCUUGGUUGAUUCAGCACCGCAUUGCGGAGUACACCACCCGAUCUUUGACAUACGAGUCCGACACUCUGAGCGCCUUUCUCGGUGUUCUCAGGCAAGUCGCUGCCCCUGGAUGCACGGUGUCACACAUCUGGGGCGUGCCAGUUCUCUGGUCCUCUCCAGAAUGGUCUUCUAUGGAAGGCUUCGCAACGGGGCUAUGCUGGGUAGGGUUUUUCCCGACAACCCAAUUUCUGGAGCGGCGCCCGGGAUUCCCGAGCUGGUCGUGGGCCGGUUGGAGAAUGCCCAUAUCGCCAAAAAGUAAUUUCUAUCGCUAUGGCUUCAAGAUGCCGUACGAAAUCAAGAUUGCCGUUGAAACCGAAGAUGGGCAAGUGUUAGACUGGGCGACCUUCCAGGGAAAACGUCAAAUAUCUCUUUCCAAAAAUAGUUCAGUCCCGUCACAAUUCCUUCACAUUGAAUGCUGGUCACUCAGAUGCUCACUUUUUGCACCGCGACACUUUGCUGGUUUCGAUAAAGCUCUUGACACGAAAGCGUCAUUACGGUCUCACUGGUCGCUAAGAAUCUGGGGCAGUAGUGAAAAGCUUCAUAAUGUUGUUAUGCACAAGCAAUACUCGAAUCGGGAAUGGGGAAGGCGCAAGCUUGACAUAUGGACUAUCCUCAUCAUCGGCAAUACACAGGAUCCCAUCGCAGGGGGCUCCCUGUAUUAUGAGCAAUCUCCGCCUUUUGGUCCGUUUUUCAUGAUUGUCGAAGAUAUAGGUAGUCAUUUUGAGCGUGUUGGAUAUUUGGAUCUAGCUCAUUCGUCGUUGAACACGGGUCCUAGAAUAAAUUUGUCGAGACAUUUGGUCGACAUGGAAAGGCGCUCUUUUAGAUUGGGAUGAAGAAGUUCCCUUGAUUAGAUGGCCGGACAGUAGCAGAGAAAGACUAACGAGGAAAGGAUGUACUUUAUUUGUUACGCCCUCGACUUCAACGGGAUUUGAUUUCCAUUGUACCAAUCACCGGUUGUCGUAGGGAAGCGAUCACAUUUGUUUAAGGAAGUAUACUGAGGCGAUGAUGAUCCGCAGACACAUACAGCUCAUGUAUCCACUCUGAGAAGAGGAUCAAAGUAUUGUAAUGAGGUUGAGGAUAUGUAUGCAGCCUGUUGAUUCUUGCUUCGCUUAGCGAAUGGUAAACAUGCGACAAGGCCAAAUCGGCGGAAGAACGUUUCCUGUAUCAAGCCUCAAACUGUUUAAAGAUAGUAACCAUCACCUG
Molecule: messenger RNA, 2914 nt
Organism: Cadophora gregata
Lineage: Eukaryota; Fungi; Ascomycota; Leotiomycetes; Helotiales; Ploettnerulaceae
Exons: 1
Coding region: 70-2544 (824 amino acids)
Source: RefSeq, a predicted model, not a curated record